CCAUGGAAGGGGCGGAGCCUUGCCGCGGGGCGCGGGAGCCGGGCAGGGUCUCCCCCCGCCCAGCUAAGGGCAAGGGCGGGGUCUCUAGGCUCAACUCGGGGAAUUAGCGGCACCCUCCCUCCUCUGUCCCCGCCUCCUCCUCAUCUCACUCCAGUUCCCAUUUGAACCGUGAGUUUCUAUCUCUGACCAAUCCUGAGGCCGUCCUGUCGAAGUGAACACGACCCCAGCCAAUGGGAGGCACGCUCGGGGUUGCUUCCUGCUUCGUCUCCCCAUCUCCUUCCCGGAGCCCGCCGAAGGAUCUGGGGGGCCGGCGAGGGGUGGGCGGAGGCUACCGUGACGCGCAGUGGGACCUCGGCCAAUCGUGGGCGGGCGCGCCGCAGAUUGACAAGGGCGGCGUCCAGUGUUGGGGCGCCGCCGGCACUUCCCGUCGAGGAGGUAUAGUGUGUAAUAUGGCGAAGACCUACGAUUACCUGUUCAAGCUACUGCUGAUCGGGGACUCGGGGGUGGGGAAGACCUGUGUCCUGUUCCGAUUCUCCGAGGACGCCUUCAACUCCACCUUCAUUUCCACCAUAGGCAUUGACUUCAAAAUUAGAACUAUAGAACUAGAUGGCAAAAGAAUUAAACUGCAGAUAUGGGACACAGCUGGUCAGGAACGGUUUCGAACAAUUACAACUGCAUACUACAGAGGUGCUAUGGGCAUCAUGCUGGUCUAUGACAUCACCAACGAGAAAUCUUUUGAUAAUAUCCGGAACUGGAUUCGAAACAUCGAAGAGCAUGCCUCUGCAGAUGUGGAAAAGAUGAUACUUGGAAACAAAUGUGAUGUAAAUGAAAGAAGACAAGUUUCCAAAGAACGAGGGGAAAAGCUAGCACUUGAUUAUGGAAUUAAAUUCAUGGAGACCAGCGCAAAGGCCAAUAUCAAUGUAGAGAAUGCAUUUUUCACUCUUGCAAGAGACAUCAAAGCAAAAAUGGACAAAAAAUUGGAGGGUAAUAGUCCACAAGGCAACAACCAGGGCGUUAAAAUCACCCCCGAUCAACAAAAGAAAAGCAGCUUUUUCCGAUGUGUUCUUCUGUGAGGAACACUGCCUUAACCUGAGCCUGUGCUCAGCUGAACUGGACUGUUCCCGUUCCGAGUGAGUUUUCCUCUAUCUGUGGACUUCCCACCUUCCAACACGCUCGCCCCAUGGCUCCGUGGCCGCUGCGGGACCCCGGCUGCCGGAACGAAAUUGAGAAAUUGUUUAUUUUAGUAACGGUCUGAUUUUUCCAACUUUGGAGAUGGAAUAAGUUAAGAAUUUACUAUUUUUCCUGUAAUGUUUGCCAUAUCGGCUCCAGCAUUGUAUGACCAGUGAAGAGAAACAGUUGAAAACUGACCAACAAUAGCACCUUUCUAACAGGAUUCAGUCUCUGAGGGUGGUUUGGUGUUUUGGUGUGUUUUGUUUCUUUUCUUUUCUUUUUUUAAAUCUGGAACACAUCUAAACUCCAGCAAGAAACCCAGUCUGGUCAGAAGAGUCCUCAUGAGGGCACUUAAAUGCCAAUACUGAUUAAAGGUGUUUGUAUACAUGAUCCCCAUGCAUCCACUGUACAGAGUCUUGGACUUAGACAUUUAUCUUACAAGCAUUUUCUAUCUCAGGACCCACUGCAAAGGUCACUCAUUUAAGCAGCAGAGAGCUGACUAUUGAGAGUGGGGAAUAUAUUAGCCCCAAUCUGGGCCUUUCCAAAUUACGCUUUACUAUUCGGUCACAAGGUUCUGGACAAUCUACCAAAUCAAAUCCAUUUUUUAAAUGUUUUGUAAAAAUAAACCAAAGUGAAGCAUGAAUUUAUUGAAUUCUUUGGAGAGUGUUUCAAGGGGGAAAUAAUGGUUUUUUCCUCUUUGGUGCCUGGGUUUCAGUCUCUUGUCCAUUCUUGUUAUCUGCAGGCCCCACAGUGGCAUCUGUGAUCUCUGACCUUUCACUGUCUAAAGUAAUGCCUUUCCAGCUAUGGUAUAAGUAGCUCUUGAUGGUGAUCCUCACAUGACUUAAGAAACAAGGAUCACCCCAGGGACCUCUACCCAUUUCCUUCUUUGCCUGUGAUUUGGGGGAAAGGGUUGCCUACCUAACUUUUAAAAACCAGAACAGCCAAUGUUCCUUACCCACCUCUAGUCGGGGACAUCAGGUGACCAAAACAUGCUCUUCUUCAUGUAUACAAACACAAGCAGCCCCACUCUAGGCAGCAGGUCACCCUUAUCUCCAAAUGGGAUGUUCUUUUUAGCAGAGAUUUAUUUUUUAAAUUCUUAGUGCCAUGAAGUGAUUCAUUCUUCGAUUUCCAAGAGCACGUACAGACAACUGGGGAGUCUGUGCCAUUCCAAAAGGCCGUGGCAGGAAGAGUCCUCUCCACAGGCCCUAUUCCUGACCCCAUGUGUGACAGUGACACACAGCACAUUCCAAUGUGAAAUACUAACAGCAAAACAGUUUGGGGUUGGUUUUUUUGUUUUUGUUUUUUAAUUAUCAUUAGGUUCUCUUUGACAGCUAGAGGCUUUCAGCUUAGAGUCUGUACAAUUGAAAGUAGUUUACUAGGUUGGAGGUAACGUCAACAACUAAGUUGUUUAGAAGCUGCUGUCUCAAUCAAGUCAUUGGCAUAGUUCCAUAGUUUCUGAAUUAAAACAAACAUAUCAACAAUAUCCUGCUAUUCACUGGAAUCUCUAACAUGCUCUGUUUACAUUGAUAAAUGCACUUAAGGAAAAGAAAUUAAAGCUCAUUUUAAAGUUAA
This is a messenger RNA of Monodelphis domestica (gray short-tailed opossum), 2742 nucleotides long. RefSeq names its product RAB8A, member RAS oncogene family (gene RAB8A). The record is from RefSeq and is a predicted model, not a curated record. Gene Ontology annotation, molecular function: GTPase activity; GTP binding. NCBI's taxonomy places the organism in Eukaryota, Metazoa, Chordata, Mammalia, Didelphimorphia, Didelphidae.